GGAGAGGGGAGGGAGCAGGUCCAAGCCCAGCUUGCGCACCCAGCCAGCACUCAGCAGUGCCUGUGCCAAGAACCAGCUUUCUUAAAGCCAUGGGCCCAGGGGCCGGCUUUGCAGGCGGAGGGGAGCCCGGGAGCAGGGGCUGGGAAUCACAGAGGGGAGCCCUCGGCCUCCGGGGUCACCAUGGACAUAAUUUACCUGCGCACACCCCUGGCCUUCCUUCUUCUCCCUCUUGUUGUGCUUGGGGCACCCACUGAUGAACCCAACCUCACAGAACCAGCCCCUGGUGCUUGCAAGCGCUGUUGUGACCCACCGGACUCUUCCACAGAUGCCCCACCGCUUCCUCCCAGCCACCGCCACUUGCCCUACCCAAUGCCGGAGGUCCGUCCCUAUAUCAACAUCACCAUACUGAAGGGAGAGAAAGGAGACCGAGGAGAGCCUGGGAUGCCAGGAAAGUGGGGCAAAGAAGGACCACAAGGUGAGCGGGGUGCCCAGGGCCAGAAAGGCAGUAAAGGACAAAUGGGCACAGCGGGAGAACCCUGCAAGCAUCAGUACGCUGCAUUCUCCGUUGGUCGCAAGAAAGCACUGCACAGCAGCGAGGGCUUCCAGGUCUUGAUCUUUGACACCGUCUUCGUCAACCUCUACAGCCACUUCGACAUGUUCAAUGGCAAAUUCUACUGCUAUGUAGGUGGAAUUUACUAUUUCAGCCUCAACAUCCAUACCUGGAACUUCAAGGAGACCUACAUGCACAUCAUGCACAACGAAGAAGAGGCAGUCAUCUUGUAUGCCCAACCCAGCGACCGCAGCAUCAUGCAGAGCCAGAGCCUCAUGCUGGAGCUUCAGGAAAAUGAUGAGAUCUGGGUGAGGCUCUAUAAGCGGGAGCGAGAGAAUGCCAUUUACAGUGAUGAUGUUGACGUGUACAUCACCUUCAGUGGGUACCUGGUCAAGCCCAGCCUUGACUAA
Messenger RNA from Cariama cristata (Red-legged seriema), 960 nucleotides. Its product is annotated as complement C1q tumor necrosis factor-related protein 6-like. NCBI's taxonomy places the organism in Eukaryota, Metazoa, Chordata, Aves, Cariamiformes, Cariamidae. The transcript is spliced from 3 exons. Gene Ontology annotation, molecular function: protein binding. The record is from RefSeq and is a predicted model, not a curated record. Bases 181 to 960 code for a protein of 259 amino acids.